AUGGGAGGCGUUAUCAACCUAAUGUUCCCCAUCGGCUCUCUCUUCCCGACCUUCACACUGGACCGCACCGGCCGGCGGAAACCCAUGAUGUGGGGCUCUCUUGGGCUCGGCUUAUCCAUGAUGAUGAUAGCCAUCCUCUUGAGCUUCCGGUCCGAAGGAGGCGAUGUGUCGCAAGCCACUGCGUCCGCCAGUGUCGCUUUCUUCUUCACUUACAUGCUGGCGUUCGGUAUGACAAUGAACUGCAUUCCUUGGGUCUAUGUACCCGAGAUCCUACCGCUACAUGUACGAGCGAAAGGCACAGCUGUCGGUAUCUCUGCGAACUGGAUCUGGAACUUCUUCGUCGUUAUGGUCACGCCUACGCUUCUCGACAGCUUGGCGUGGAAGGGCUACCUUAUCUUCAUGGCACUGAACUUUGCGUUCAUACCGCUAAUCUAUUUCUGCUAUCCUGAGACAGCCAAUUUGACGCUGGAAGAAGUCGAUUGGCUGUUCUACGAAGGUGAUGUCGUGAAGCGAAGCCGACGUGUGGCGAAGGAGGGAUGGGAACAAGCGGUUGGCACCGAUCCUGCGACUAUGGUUGAGACGGGUAGUGUGUCCAGCGGUAAUAAGGCCGGACAUACGACGGAGAAGGCAGAGCACACGGUACACUAA
Molecule: messenger RNA, 648 nt
Organism: Alternaria viburni
Lineage: Eukaryota; Fungi; Ascomycota; Dothideomycetes; Pleosporales; Pleosporaceae
Exons: 3
Coding region: 1-648 (215 amino acids)
Biological process (GO): carbohydrate transport; transmembrane transport
Cellular component (GO): membrane
Molecular function (GO): carbohydrate:proton symporter activity
Source: RefSeq, a predicted model, not a curated record